Molecule: messenger RNA, 318 nt
Organism: Mesorhabditis belari
Lineage: Eukaryota; Metazoa; Nematoda; Chromadorea; Rhabditida; Rhabditidae
Source: the annotation of a GenBank genome assembly
AUGAGUCAGUCAAGAAGAGAUUUCAAUCGACAACACGAAGAAUUCGAGCCUCGUCAUCAGAGAUUUGAUAUUCAUCCCCGUUUCCGUCGUCAAUAUUAUGGAAUGAAUGGCGGAGGAAUGGGUGGAGGAAUGGGAAUGGGAAUGAUGGGUGGAAUGGGUGGAAUGGGUCAACAAAUGGGUGGAAUGGGUCAACAAAUGGGUGGAAUGGGUCAACAAAUGUUCCCAGGCGUCAUGCAAUCUUCAAAGAAUAGUUGGGGAUCGUUCUCUUCUCAACGCGAAGGUGGAUUCAACAAUCAACAGCAAUCGUUGAUUAUGGGU